AUGAGAAAGCUGAAAUUCCACGAGCAGAAGCUGCUCAAGAAGGUCAACUUCUACGAUUGGAAGUCGACCGACAAUGUGCGAGAGUCGGCCUUGCUUCAAAAAUAUCAGAUAGAGAACCGUGAAGACUUCACCAAGUAUCACAAGCUGGCAGGUUUGGUCACGAAGGUGGUUGCGAAGCUUCGGAAGAUGAAGGCUUCUGACGAAGACCGAAUCAAGAUGACGGAAAUCUUGCUGGACAAGCUCUAUUCGCUGGCUCUGAUACAAAACAAGCAGAGCCUGGAGGACUGUGUGGACCUGCACACCUCCAGAUUCUGCCGACGGCGCCUUCCGGUAGUGCUCGUGAAGAUGAGGUUGUGUGAGAACCUGCCUCAAGCGAUCACGUACAUCAAGCAGGGUGAAGUGCGAAUUGGCCCGGACUUGGCUACCAAUCCAGCGCUUCAUGUGACGCGAGAAAUGGAGGAUCACAUUACCUGGGCCGAGGGGUCCAAGAUGAGACGCCACAUCAAAGAGUUCAGCAAUGAGGUCGACGAUUUCGACCUUCUGGGCAAUUAG
Symbiodinium sp. CCMP2456 is the source of this 552-nucleotide messenger RNA. The record is from the annotation of a GenBank genome assembly. Lineage: Eukaryota; Dinophyceae; Suessiales; Symbiodiniaceae.